Molecule: messenger RNA, 797 nt
Organism: Paramecium octaurelia
Lineage: Eukaryota; Ciliophora; Oligohymenophorea; Peniculida; Parameciidae
Source: the annotation of a GenBank genome assembly
AUGCAAAUGAGCUAAGGUGAAUUUUGGCCAAAAUAAGAGGAAAUUAUACAGGGAGAUUAGGAUGGUUUAUAAAAGAGAAAGAACAAAAAAAGAGUAAUUACAAAUCCCAGUCAACUAACAGGGCAUUGGAGUGAAUAAGAACAUCAAACUUAUAUUGAUUUUUUGAAUAUGCAUAGAUCUGUGAUGGAAUCACAAGAUCAAAAAAAGACAAGUAAAAUAUUUAAGCUGAUGAGUGAAACAAUUGGUAGCAGAAGUCCAUCACAAUGCAGGUUAAUAAUUAAGAAAAUAUUAUUAGAUCUCACCAUUAGAAAUUUAAUCCUUUUGUUCAUCAAAUAAAGAAGAGAUAAAAAGGAGCAGGCAGAAGAAAAAAGGAAAAUUAAAAUACAGAUAAAUUGAAUAAGAAUGAUGAGAAUGCAUUCUUAUAAUCUUUAUAAAUACAGCAUUAAUUAUUUCAGCAACAACCUUUGGUAAUAAUUCAUUUCUAUGUUUAGGAAUAUCAAAUGUUCUAGUUUCCUUAUUUUCCGUGUGUUCCUGUAUUCGAUAAUUAAAUAAAAGAUGAUGAAAAAUUAAAUGAGCAAUAGUUGUAUUUUCAACAAUGUAUGCUCUUCCAAUAAUAAUUACCAUAACAAUUGGAUGACAAGAACCUUUGUUGUUUUAAUUUUAAUUUUAUGCCCCAAUAGUAAGUUCACUUAAAUUUUAAUUACUUUCAAUAAUAAUAAUAAAUGUUCAACAAUGACUUUCAAGCAUUAAAUUCAGGGGACAUUAACAACAAAGAAAACCAAUUCGAUGAAUAAUGA